This is a messenger RNA of Pimephales promelas (fathead minnow), 791 nucleotides long. Its product is annotated as calcitonin gene-related peptide 1. Gene Ontology annotation, biological process: regulation of cytosolic calcium ion concentration; adenylate cyclase-activating G protein-coupled receptor signaling pathway. Lineage: Eukaryota; Metazoa; Chordata; Actinopteri; Cypriniformes; Leuciscidae. The record is from RefSeq and is a predicted model, not a curated record. Gene Ontology annotation, cellular component: extracellular region. Gene Ontology annotation, molecular function: hormone activity; calcitonin receptor binding.
ACUCUUCAUGGUGAAUAUAUAAGGGCUUGACCACUGACGCCACACACAGUAGUAUCAAGGUGGUCUUUAGUUCAGAGUCAACACUUUCACCGAACAGCAACACAAGGGGAACAUGUUCCUGUUGAAGAUCUCUGCCUUGCUAGUGGUGCUGCAGAUGUCCAGCUCGAGCGCUGCCCCGGCCAGACCCGCUUCAGAGUCUCUGACAGACAGAUUUGCGCUCAUGGACUACGAGGCACGGAGAUUAUUGAGCGCUAUAGUCAAAAACGUGGUGCAGAUGACGGCGGAGGAGCUGGAGCCCACCAGUGAUGACGACAGGUACGAACUCCACAGCCAGGGCAGAUUCCUGUCCAAGCGCUGCUCCAAUCUCAGCACCUGUGUGCUGGGAAAACUGUCCCAGGAGCUGCACAAACUGCAGACGUUCCCGCAGACGGACGUGGGCGCGGGGACGCCCGGCAAGAAGCGCAGCCUGCUCGAGGGCAACCUGUUCCCCAGCUACGAGGAAUCCUUUAACACCAUCUAACCCUCCCCCCCGCUGCAUGUGGAGCUUGACUGACCGCACACACACGCCUGCUGCAUCGGGCUCUUCCUUCCUUCCUUCGUUCGUUCUGUCUUUGUUUUUUUGGCAGAGAAAGGCAUGUUAAGACCUAGAUUAAAUUUCUUCCUCAAGGAGUCAUUUUUGUGCAUUUCACAUGUAUUAUAAAGGUAACUGAUGAUGAUAAUCAAAUAUAUAUAAAAAAAGUAUGAUUUCUUUCAUGUAAUUAAGUUCAAUAAAGGUAUUUUUAUAUCAGGAA